UGUCCCUUGGGAUAAAGUCUGACAUGUAAAUUAGCCAACUGAAUCCGAAAAUAAUCGCGCCGCCCGGCAAGCAGCAGUGAAGUCCAAAUGAGCUGCUAAUAGAGCUUGCUCGUCCUUAUACCGUGCUACAAGACCCGAGUUCAAGCGUCAGCAGCGGCUCUGCACUGACUCAUGACUGCUCAGAAGAACGAUCUGUCCUUUGGCGUCCUCAGUCUCCUGUCCAAAGAGCGGGGUGUCUACGGGAUCCGUAAUGGUGACCAUGAACGAUAUCAGCGUCAUUGCUCCAACAAGAUACACAGGUUGAGACAGGUGUCGGGUCUGACGUGUGGCAAAGGGAAAGUCUACAAGAAACCCGUGGCUAUCACCAAGGAUACCGUUAAAGAUGUCCGCCAACUGCAACUUCUACUUUUCUCGUCUGAACGAUCCCUGGCGCACUCACAUCGCUUGAAAUCGCUCUCAUCCAAGCCUAAUGUCGAAAUCCCCAAAAGGACACUACGGAAAGAACAGAUAUCCUGGCUUCGAGCUGCUCUGAAAAGCUCGACAAGCCUUUACACUAUUGCCACGUCUUUAUCUAGCUCUUCUCAACUGGACACUCGGACACUGGCGGAAAUUACAAUCUACCAUUUGUCAAUCAGAUCGGAACUUUCGUUUGAACGAUCCAACUGGGCCGAGAGUCUCACGGAUCUCUGCGCACGACGCCGACUGCUGAUGACUAUGGGUGACGCCGCCAAGAACUCGUACGACCAUGCGCUUGCCAAUGAGUUCAUUGACUCGUACGACCCACUCAUCCGAUUCUGCGCAUACAAAUUGGGAAGAAAAGACAGUCACGAUAUCGAAGGGGUAGUCUCGGACAUCGACGACGAGAUGAUGGGAGAGGCCGUCCCUGAAUUUCUGAACCUCGUCAGUAGUCUCAGGGAAGCCGUUGGCGCGGCGGACUUGGAGAAGGGACGGAAAGAGCUGCAAGACGUCUCAUUUGCAGGUGACAAGAUUGACCUGAGAAAUGCCGAGUUCGUUCAGGUCAUGUUGAAAGUGCAGGAAACGCUUGGACGGCUCCAGCACAAGGCGGAAGGUGGAAAGGGAAGAGCGAUGAAAGGCUGGGAUAGUGUCUUGAGCGUCCUUGGCGACGCUGAAGGAGUCGCUAAGAGGCUACUGGAUGAUCACGAGGCAUCUGGAUCAUCGACCUCUCUCAAAUCCACUCGAACGGCUGAAACCCUUUCCUUGGCUCAUCAAUACAUCGUCUUCCUUCUCCUUUCUUACCGGGUCAAACGAGAUCUCGUCCUAGUCGAGACGUUACAAAACGCCUCGGUUGUCCCUUCCGAGCCGAAGAUAUUCAAGAUCCCCGGAGGUCGGGUCAAAGUCGAAGAAGCGGUCAAGAGUCUCGCUGCGAUCAUAAAGCUCUACGAUACCAUUUUGCAAAGUCUGUCUCAAGUGAGAUCUUUGGCGAUUGUUGAGGAGAAGGACGGGGUCAGGAUUAUGGCGGAAGGUUUGGAAGCCUUCUUCCACUCCAAAAGAUGCUAUCAACUUGCUCGUCUGCACUGUAUUCACCCUGCUCCGUCCUACGCUUCAGCCGUGCAGCUCGUGUCUCGAGCAGAUACCCUGGCUCAAAAAGCCAAGAGAGCGCUCACGAAACCCGACGUCCCUCUACAGGAAGAAAUCCUCACGAUCAAAUCGGAAGAGAUCGACAAGCUCGCAGCCAAUAUCCAAGCACUUGAAUCAGCAGCCAAAGAAGCCCUUUUCGCCGAACGUAUCCCGAAACCUGUAUUCUUCGACACAGCCUUCAACUAUAUCGAUCUGCCCAUGGACGACCUCGAGGUCUUGGCAGGUAUCAAGAAGAAAUCUGAACCACCUACUCCAUCCAAAGCAUCUUCUCAACCAGCUGCGCAUAGCGUUCACCCUUCAGCGCCUGCUGCAAAACCCAACGCCCCGGUCGAAAAGGUUAAGGCGGCUUCGAACCGCACCACGCGAGAGACUACACCUGCACUGGAAGAAGAUGGGCCGAAGGCUGGAGAGAAGCCAAAGGGAUGGCUUGGAGGAUGGUUUGGGAGAUCUUAGGUACGAAGGGAAAGAAAAUGCAUA
Molecule: messenger RNA, 2076 nt
Organism: Kockovaella imperatae
Lineage: Eukaryota; Fungi; Basidiomycota; Tremellomycetes; Tremellales; Cuniculitremaceae
Exons: 5
Coding region: 172-2052 (626 amino acids)
Biological process (GO): SRP-dependent cotranslational protein targeting to membrane
Cellular component (GO): signal recognition particle, endoplasmic reticulum targeting
Molecular function (GO): endoplasmic reticulum signal sequence receptor activity; 7S RNA binding; signal recognition particle binding
Source: RefSeq, a predicted model, not a curated record